AUGUCCCUGGAGGAUGAGUUCAUUUUAACCCUGGAGGACAGCAGAGCUUUGCCCCGCAACGUCUCCAAGGCGCUGUGGGACUCCGGCGCGGAGCAGCACCAGUACGCGGUCUGGCUGCCCGGCAUCGGGAUCGCUGCCGUCUACGGGAUCAUCAUCGCCGUGGGUCUGGUCGGGAAUGUCACUCUGAUGAAGACGUGUCUCCUGGUGAAGUCCAUGCGCACCGUGCCCAACCUGUUCCUGUCCAGCCUGGCUCUGGGGGACCUGCUGCUGCUGGUGACCUGCGCCCCGGUGGACGCCAGCCGGUACCUGGUGGACGAGUGGCUGUUCGGGCGCGUCGGCUGCAAGCUGAUCCCUUUCAUCCAGCUCACCUCCGUCGGAGUCUCCGUGUUCACCCUGACUGCGCUCGCUGCUGACCGGUACAAAGCUAUCGUCAGACCGCUGGACAUCAACAGGUCAAAGGCAACACUUGGCAUCGGCCUGCGUGCGGGGACGAUCUGGCUGCUCUCCAUCACUCUGGCCGUUCCCGAGGCCGUCUUCUCCGACCUGCACACCUUCACCACCAGCUACACCAACGAGACGUUCGUGACGUGCGCCCCCUACCCCCACGCUGGGGAGCUGCAUCCGAAGAUCCACUCCACCGCCUCCUUCCUGAUCUUCUACAUCAUCCCCUUGCUCGUCAUUUCUGUUUACUACUUCUUCAUCGCUCGCAGCCUGGUCAGGAGCUCGGCGGACUUCUCUGCAGAGGGACACCCGCAUCUUCAGAAACAGAUCAAGUCCAGGAAGCGUCUGGCCAAAACCGUGCUGGUGUUUGUCGGCUUGUUUGCGCUCUGCUGGCUCCCCAGCCACGUCCUCUACCUGUACCGCUCCUACCACUACGACCAGGUGGACACGUCCCUGGCCCACUUCAUCGUCAGUGUGUGCGCUCGCAUCUUGGCCUUCACCAACUCCUGCGUCAACCCGUUUGCCCUGUACCUGAUGAGCAAGAGCUUCAGCAAGCACUUCAGGAACCAGCUGCUGUGCUGCAGAUCCCCCAGACGGCUGAACGGCCAAAACAGCGCCAACACAAACAUGACGUCCGUCUAAAGAAAUCCUGCCUCACCCAAACACAACGUGGGCUUCACAAGGGCUCUGCUACAUUGGAUCACAUUGGACAUUUCUGCAACCUGUUCUUAGUUUAGUGGAACAGAAGAGUGAUGGGGAUGUAAAGCUCAUUUUAGGUGAUGAUUGGUAAUCUACAGAUUAUGAUGGGAAUGGACCAUUUUUGUUUGGUAACCAUUCUCUACAUGUUAAAUAUAAAAUCGUAUCUAACAUCGUAGUUUGUAACAAUCGUGGUUUCAUGGGAGAUUUAAAUUAUCUAAACUCCAAUGCAUUGCUCAAACAGUGUUAAAACAGUAUGUAGUGAUCAUGUAAAAAAGCUUAAAGUGCAUUUUUCAGCUCCUGCCUUGUUGGAGCCUGAAUGUAAAUAUUCUGCUAUUCUGAACCCUUUCCUCCUCAAGAUUCAUGGCCGCUCACAGUUUGCACGUCCCAAAGACUGCGCAUAUAUCCAUCACUCCAAGGAUGAUCUUUGCUAAACUGCUCAUAUUUAGGGGACGAUAAUCACAAAAUGAUCUAUAUUUUCCAAAUGUGGGUGAUGGAGUUGAUGAUUUAUGCUGGGAAAAUUUGCAGGGGAGGUUCAAACAACUUUGGGAUGAGAUCUUUUUAUUUUAUAUAUAUUUAAAUGUUUGCAGUUACUUAGAAAAAUCUCAAUUAAAAACAAGAAUAAAAACAGUAUAUGUCUUUCUUCCUUGCAACUGAGAUGUAGUAUUCAUGACUAUAUGUUCUGUAUUUUAAAGCUGACCAUUCUGGACCAAUAUUGUGUGGCGGUAUAUGAUGUUGUUGUUGGCGUUGCUUCUGUACAUAUAGUGUAUAAAUCUUCUGAAUAAUUUGUCAUUUCUGCAUUCGAUGUUUAAAAUAACACAUAUUAAUAAUUUUUCAUUUGAUGUGAAA
Molecule: messenger RNA, 1986 nt
Organism: Fundulus heteroclitus (mummichog)
Lineage: Eukaryota; Metazoa; Chordata; Actinopteri; Cyprinodontiformes; Fundulidae
Product: gastrin-releasing peptide receptor
Exons: 3
Coding region: 1-1083 (360 amino acids)
Biological process (GO): G protein-coupled receptor signaling pathway
Cellular component (GO): membrane
Molecular function (GO): G protein-coupled peptide receptor activity
Source: RefSeq, a predicted model, not a curated record